Monodelphis domestica (gray short-tailed opossum) is the source of this 2363-nucleotide messenger RNA. RefSeq names its product stabilizer of axonemal microtubules 1 (gene SAXO1). Gene Ontology annotation, cellular component: axonemal microtubule; sperm flagellum; cytoskeleton. NCBI's taxonomy places the organism in Eukaryota, Metazoa, Chordata, Mammalia, Didelphimorphia, Didelphidae. Gene Ontology annotation, molecular function: microtubule binding. The record is from RefSeq and is a predicted model, not a curated record.
GAGGGACGUCACGGGAAAGCCCCGCGAGUGGGCUUUGGGGGAACUGGCACGUGUUGGAGCGCCGGAUGCAUCGCGGCGGCUCCGGGCCGUGCUGAAAGGCAGUCGUGGGCGCGUGUGGGUGGGCACAAGCGCCCUACCAACAAAAGCGCAGCGGCAAUUGGGAGCAAGAACACUGGGUUCAUGGAGUCGGCCUCUGUGUAGGGGGAAAAAUCCACCCGAUCGACGAAAACCUGACAAAAGAACUGUGCAAAUAAACAAAAAGUUGCUUUUUUUUUCUUUUUUGAAAAAAGGGAGAAGCCCCUCAAAAUUUCUGAGGUUGGUUGUGAGGGAAACAAGCCCGCCCGGGGCUCCCAAAGAGGUUGGAAGCAAAGAAGUGCGGGGGAUGCACUGGCCGGCCCGCCAGCCAGCAGCAGCAUCCGUAGCAUCAGCAUCAGCAGCCCGAGAUGCCUCCACCCGUGAAAAAAUGCAUUUGCGAACUAUGCUCCUGCGGGUGUUGGACUUUUGGAACAAAUUGGAAUUGCUAAGGAGAAACAUGCCAAGAUGAGAUACCAACAGGCGUCAUCGUUGCCCUCAUAUUCCUACCAAGAUUUAUGAUCCAUCAGAGAACACCAAAUGCCUUCUUUCAGAGUACACAGAGAACUAUGGAAUCCAUCAAAAUUAUCAACCAAGAGAAUCCUUCAAGCCCAGGAUAGAUUAUCAGAAAGCAAUUGCGCCAAUGGAGGGCAUUUCUACAACCAGGAGAGAUUAUGGUCCUCACAGAGUAUUACCAGUGAAGGUAAAGCCACCCGAUCAGCAUCUUCCAAAUGAAGAGAAUAUGGAUAUGACCACAACAUAUAAACAGGAUUUUAACCCCUACCCUGUCUGUCGAGUAGAUCCUUUCAGACCACGUGAAAACAGGCAUCAAUGUAAAGACAAGAUGGAAUCUCUGGCCACAUAUAAAGUUGAUUACGUGCCCUGGAACCAACCGAAACGUGAGCUAAUAAAGCCAGAUCAGUCCUAUCGCCCAGCAGCCACGAAGUUUGACUACAGAACCACUCACCAGGAUGACUUCCCCUUCAAGGGCCUAGUGACCACAACGAGUUGCAAGCCUCAUUACUCCACCAAGAUGUGCAGCAUCCCCCUAGAGGACUUGACCAACUAUAAGCUGAAUUAUGUGGCACAUCCACUAGAGAAGCGAGUUCCAAUGGACACCAACAAGUUCAAGCCCUGUGAGAUCCCCUUUGAAAGCAUCACUACUCACAAGGAGGCCUUUAGGGGCCUGGCUGGGGAGCCUGCCAAGUCCCUGAAACCCAACCCCAAGGUUAGCAGUUGUGACACUCCCUUCUGUAAUAUAACUGAGUUUCGGGAAAAGUACCAAGUGUGGCCGAUACCCCCGAUGUACUCUCGGCCCCCCGUGACUUAUUCUGCCCCUGAAGAGAAGAUGGACCUCAUGACAACGGUGCAGGCUCACUACACUUAUCAGAAAGGGGGCCCUGCCCAGUGCUGCCGUCCUGUGAUGCCACCCAUGAAAUCGGGGCGCUUUGAAGGCUCCACUACCAACAGAGAUGACUUCAAGCAAUGGCCCACUAACAAGCAGGAGUCCUUUAAGCCCAUCCCUCAGCUAAACUUGUCCAAGGAGCCCAUGGAUUGCCUCACUACUACCAAGACCUUCUUUGUGCCUCAUCCACCAAUUGCCACAAAGAGCUGUAAACCUCUUAUUUCCCCUCAACGGUGUCAGGCCACUGUGACAGGAGAAACAACUUACAACAUCAGCUUUACUCCUAAGGAGCCAGUGAAGUGCCUUGCUUCAUAUCCUGAGCCACCAGGCUACACAUUUGAUGAAGUAGAUGCAUUUGGCCACAGGAUGUAUCGCCCUGUGUCCCUUACUGACCAACUUGGUUCAAGGAAGAAUAGUUGCCUUUCUGCAACUAGACCAGAUGGUUCCAACCAAAGGGAGCUAGCAGUAUCAGCCUGAUUUUUUUUUCUUUUUUGAAAAAAUUUCCCAAAAAUUUUUCUAAAAUUCACAGUACUUAUGACACAGACUGCUGAGAUUUAUUUCUCGAAAAACUCUGACCUUCUCCAUCAUUCCCAGGAAUUAGUUCCUGCUGGAAAAUCUAAAUAAAUGAGAAUCAAUCUACUUUAGGAAAAUGACAGUUAAUCACUGAUGAUUGACUAAUUUCCUCUCUUGACCCUCCCUCCCUCCCUCCAACUCCACUUUUCCCAAACCCCUAAUUUCCUUGUGUUUCUUAAAGAUAGAGCUGGUUCUCUCAGAAGCUAAUUUCUUACAUUUGAACCUCUUAUGGUGGUUCAACCAUUGUAUUGAUAAUGCAAAUAGACUUGAAUACUGACAAGGUUGAUGAAUAAAACAUAUUUUGGGGAAUUGA